Gilbertella persicaria is the source of this 698-nucleotide messenger RNA. RefSeq names its product cytochrome b5-like heme/steroid binding domain-containing protein. Gene Ontology annotation, cellular component: endomembrane system; membrane. The transcript is spliced from 4 exons. The record is from RefSeq and is a predicted model, not a curated record. Bases 238 to 573 code for a protein of 111 amino acids. Lineage: Eukaryota; Fungi; Mucoromycota; Mucoromycetes; Mucorales; Choanephoraceae.
GAUAAGCUUAUUUACCAUAUUCUUCCUUACUUCCCUUCUAUGUAAACAUUAUGCAAACACUUAUUCUAUUUACAGCUUAUGAAAGCAGCCUGAUUACUAAAUUUUCAAAGCAUAUCUUUAUAAACUAGUAAAAGAACUUCUUUUUAGGCUACACAAAGUUUUGUUGAAAAAAAGAGGUCCCAAAAAAAAAAAAGUUAAUUCUACUUUUCUUUUUUUCCCAUAUUUUAUUUGUUGAAAAUGGCUACUGAAGCACCCAAGACUACACCUAUCACUGUUUCUGAACUUAGUAAAUACGACGGUUCUGACCCUUCUCUGCCUAUAUACGUUGCUAUCAAAGGGGAUGUUUUCGACGUAUCCAAGAACAUUACUUCUUAUGGCCCUGGUGCCGGUUAUAAUGUCUUUGCCGGAAAAGAUUCGUCAAAGGCCCUUGGAAAGUCUUCUUUGAAACCCGAGGACUGUGUUGCCGACUACAGCGAUCUAACAGAGAAAGAACUUGAGACCUUGGACCAGUGGCAUAAUUUCUUUUCUAAAAGAUAUAACAUUGUAGGAAAAGUAGUCCCUGACCAUCAAUAAACACGCGUAUAUAUGUAUAUUAAAAAAGAUUGAGGAAUAAGUGGUACCUGUGAUGCUUUGGAAACGUGAAUCAUCAUGAACCAUUAAAGUUCCGCUUCUAGACCAACAUGACUGAGCAGGAGUGG